AUGGAGUCAAACAAAGAAACAGGGAGUCAAGAAAAUGAUGUCAAAUUGAGAAUAACCGCGAAAAAUGACGGAAAUGGUUCGCGGAAAUCGAAAAGUACUUUGAAGAGAACUCACGAUUAUUUUAAAGAGUAUUGUAAUAGUACCAGCAUCCACGGAUUGAAGUAUUUAGCUGAAUCUAGAUCACUAGGUGAACGAUUAUUAUGGUUAACACUAAUAUUGUGUUCGUUGUCAGCUUGUGCUUACCUCAUUCUCCAAAUAUACGGCAAGUUCCAACAAAGCCCAGUUAUUGUUAGUUUCGCUACGACAGAAUCGCCUAUCUACACGAUACCUUUUCCAGCAGUUACAAUAUGUCCUUUGACGAAAGCUAGUAAAGACAUAUUUGAUUUUACAGAUAUUAUAUUAAAAAUGAGAAGAAAUAUAAGUAUCACUGAGGAAGAAAGACGGUAUGCUAAAUAUAUGUCACUUGUAUGUGAGGUGGAUAAUGAACUUUUCUCAGAAGAGGUUACUUUUACUGAAGAUAUUUUUGAAGCUUUAGAUGAGAUGAAAAUACCUGUGGAAGAAACCAUGACACAUUGCAAAUUCUUGAAUAUGAAAGCAGCAUCCUGUAGUGAUAUGUUUUAUCCAAUCAUAUUAGACCAAAGUAUUUGUUAUACGUUCAAUUUACUGGACAGAAAGUAUAUUUAUAAUGAAAAUGUGGUCCAUUUCAAAAAUUAUCAUUACUCAAAUGAAAGUACUGUAGGUUGGACGUUGGAUAAAGGAUAUGAAAAAACAGAAGACGAUAGAUUGAAUAAUCCAUUUAGAGCUUUCAUAUCGGGAGCUGAUAAUGCAUUGGAAGUAACGUUUUAUCAAAAUAUUAGUAAUAAUGACCCACUCUGCAUCCAAGAUGUACAAGGAUUUAGUGUAUUAUUACAUGCACCAUAUGCAGUGCCAUUAUUAAAAAAACAAUACUUUAAUGUUGGUUUUGAUAGAGUUGUAAUGGCUUCUGUUCGACCUAGAGCGAUGUCUACAUCGGAUAAAGUUCUGCAGUUUAGUUCAAGUAUCCGUCAAUGUUAUUUUUCUACAGAGAAGAAACUCAAAUAUUUUAAUAUCUAUUCACCUAGGAAUUGUAAACUGGAAUGCCUCACAAAUUUUACCUUGAAAACAUGUGGAUGCGUCAGUUAUUAUAUGCCAAGAGUAAGUGGAACUCCAAUUUGUGGUAAUGCCAACUAUAUGUGUAUGGAAAGAGCUGAAUUACGAUUAAAAAUGAAGCAAUUGGAAGAACAAAUAAUAGACUAUGAAGAAAGCUUUUACUGCGAUUGUAAACCUCUUUGUACAGACAUAACUUACGAUUCGGAAGUUUCUUCGUCCCCUUGGGACUUCAAACCGCAAUGGAAUGUAGGUGAAAAUAGAAGUUUCCCUGAUGAGGAACACUACUCCAAACUAUUAGUAUAUUUUGAACACGAUUCCUUUUUGACAUCAGAAAGAAAUGAGCUCUACGGUCCUACAGAUUUUUUAGCAAAUUUUGGUGGAUUAUUAGGUCUCUUUACUGGGUUUUCCUUAUUAUCAGCAGCUGAAAUAAUAUACUUUUUGACAGUCAGAAUGUGCUGUAAUUUUAGGUUAUUCGGAGCUUGGACGGGUCGCCAGGAAUAA
Psylliodes chrysocephalus is the source of this 1629-nucleotide messenger RNA. NCBI's taxonomy places the organism in Eukaryota, Metazoa, Arthropoda, Insecta, Coleoptera, Chrysomelidae. The record is from the annotation of a GenBank genome assembly.